This is a messenger RNA of Trypanosoma cruzi, 2688 nucleotides long. RefSeq lists its product as uncharacterized. The record is from RefSeq and is a predicted model, not a curated record. The coding region runs from base 1 to 2688 and encodes 895 amino acids. Lineage: Eukaryota; Euglenozoa; Kinetoplastea; Trypanosomatida; Trypanosomatidae. The transcript has a single exon.
AUGACGGCGCACACGGUGCUGCGUGCGCUUGUUCGGCGUGCGGCGGCGUAUGAACGACCGUUCAAUAGUCAAGACUCUCUCUUGAUUGUUAGGGCGUUACAGGCUCUGCGUUACCGGAGCGACGACGUAAGAGGCGUGUGUGAAAAGUGUGCCUUUGCAAUUGCCUCUUCUCGUAUUACGGUGCCGGUGGAACGUGCUAUAGAGGCGCUCAGUGGUCUAUUGUCGCUUCAGGCAGGCGCUCUUCCUGUUGUACAUGAAAAGCUUGCAGAACGACUCACCGAGGUGACCCCACAAACGGCCUCUCCACGUUAUGUACAGAAGGCGGCCGUUGUUAUUAUGAAGCUUGGUAGACGGUACUGCAAGCCCGCGAUAGCAGAUCAUGUGUUUGACGUCCUUACGCAAUUGUUGCCGUCACACCCGAACGAUGUUGCACUGCGAUUAGCCGUGAUUAGUGUUUUCAUGUACACCAGCAGCGCGGUGAAAUAUGAGGCGAUGUGUUGCAAGGGAACCGCAAGGAAUGAGGAUUUGAAGGAGGAGAAGGAUCGACGUGUUCUUACUCUUUUGGAAGCAGCCACGCACAUUGUGGACGCCCAUGUGUUAAGUGCGUUGCGUGGAAACAGUACAUUGCAGGCAUUUCACAUUUUUCCCGUCCUUUCAUGGCGGUCCUUAAUACAUGACACCUCAAAAAGAAACGGACAGGCAUGUAUCGAUGGGAUGAAUAGUCCUGCUGAUCAUGAUUACGACCGCAUGUUGACGAAAUGGGAGCGUGUAGAGAAUGCAUUUUUUGAGGAGUUGCAAUUCUCUACGGUUGUUCCGGGUGGUUAUGCACAGUUUAUGUUUGAUUUUCUUCCGACCCUUGGCAGGAAUGACACCUCCGGCGUUGUGUUCAAUUUGGCGCUUUUGGAUGUCGUUUGCCAUGAAAACUUCCGCAAGGCUUUGAACUCUUACGAUGUGGCGAAGAUUGCCAUGUCAGUGAGUCGCGCCCUUUUAAAUCGGCGUUUUUCCGCGGGACCGAGGACGGGAAGGACUUUAACGGGGGUGGAAAGGGCGAAGGACGAAGAAGAAGGAGGUAAUGAAAACGAUCGAGAGAAGUUGGAGGAACGUACGCUGCUGCGGGUCGUUGGGAGUCUCGUGCAGCAGUUGUGUUUUUUUGAUGCCGUCGCAGGCUGGUCACGUCCUGAUGGUGGACGAGUGGACCAAGUGGCCGUUGGCGCUGUAUGGCGUGUCACACAGAAGUUCGUCUGUAAUUUGCAGCCAGGGGCAGGGGAGGUUCAGCAGACGGUGGCGCAGCUUGUGAGGCUCACUAAAGGCAUUGCCUCAAAGCUACCAGAUGUGUGGUCGUGGGUGUUGUACUCCAUGAGUCUGUGCGCCCGCACAACGGUUUACAAUGACGGCUUAAGAGAUGGGAUGGAAAUACUCGUGCAGGAGUCGUCUCUCGCACGCCGUCCAGAGGAGUUACCGCUACGAUCCUGUGUACAGGCUCUAUACGCAGUUUCCAUCCUAAUGGUACCAAGUACCGAGGAAAAGGAGUUGAUGCUGCGAGCCACCCAGGCAUCUAUGCGUGUUCAAGAACGGGUUCAGUUACGUAGGGCACAAUGGACUCCUGAACACCCUCUUGUUGUGUCUAUGCUGCAGCGUUUGCUGAAUUUCCGCUUUAGAGAAUAUUCUGGAGAUGACAUCCCCAUGCUUUUACAGUCACUUUCUAAUCUUCUGGAAGUGACAACGGCACAGCGCGCACAACCGCUUCCUGCUAUCCAACAGAUGAUGGAGAGAGUGUUUUAUUAUAUGCAGGGAAACCGCAACUUGGACUGGUACCGCAUGCAUGGUGUGAGUACCACCUACACCUUGUUAUCUAUGGCGGAAUUUUUUCCGGUAGACUGCAAGCAACUUCGUGAUGCGGUGAAGCAAUUUCUCUUUUACUUGCAAUCGGAGGAAAUGAUAGAAUUGAGCGUGCUGCGCCGUUGGUUGGAGCCGUUGACGCUACAAAAAAGACGAGGGGUCAAUACCACAUGGCUCUGUGAAGAAAUUUUGAAAUUGUUGGCAAUGCAGGUGCAUUGUGCGUGUACCGGAAGGAAGGAACCCUUUCAUUUCUUACUGAACGCUCUGGAAUGUGCCCAUGAGAUUGGCGCUUCUAUUGCAUUUGUUAAUUCAUCAGAAGAAGUCUCUAAUACUCGGCGUGUGACGAUCCAUUUGGAUUUGGAGCCCUUUCUUCAUGAUGGGAUGUUGAAAGCUGUGGAUGCGGCACAGGUAUUGCGCAUUAUGAGUUAUGAGGUGCAAAGCGCCGGCUUGGUGCGGGUCCAUGGUGAUCACAUUGUUCAGCUGCGACGUAUUGCCAUCGGCGACGAACCGGCUGCCGGCAAGCGCGUGGAAACGUUACUACACUUGCUGCGAGCGAAUGCCACUUUGCAGGCGUCAAAAGCCCUUUUUGAUACAAGAACCUUGGAACAAAUCAUGGUUUCUUUAUGUCAUCAGUUGACGGAAAAUCGGAAGGCCCUGAUACAGCGGGGCGAUGCCGGCAAAAUUGUUUACGCUCUUUUAUCCUCACAGGUUUUACUACGAUUGGGGUGUUCAUUGCGGAGUUACAAAGGCCUUGCAGAGGCCGUUGGUGAAGUACUGGAUAGUUUGGAAGCUACAGGAGAGGAGAGGCCAGAAACAUUGUUCCAGCUGCGGCUUUUGUGUGGUCUAUAA